Molecule: messenger RNA, 1108 nt
Organism: Physcomitrium patens
Lineage: Eukaryota; Viridiplantae; Streptophyta; Bryopsida; Funariales; Funariaceae
Product: guanosine deaminase
Biological process (GO): purine nucleoside catabolic process
Molecular function (GO): guanosine deaminase activity
Source: RefSeq, a predicted model, not a curated record
GAAUUCUGGUUUUGAGUGUCCUCUGAAUCCAUUAAGAUUUGAUAAUUUGCAAGGGUGUGGCGUUAGGUUGUGGUGGAUAUGUUUGGUGUGAUUGGUAUCUCUGGUGGAUAGAUCAGGGCAACAGCGUGUGCUGGAGCGGUUUUGUGGACCGAUACGUGUGUGAUUUCGUCAGGAUGGCUUGGAGGCUGGCUGUCGUAGGGAUUACGUUUUUUCUAUUGGCAAAACAGCUAGCUCUAAAUUUCAAGAAGAAGAGGGCAGAAUCUGAUGAAGAUGAAGAUGUAGUCGACUAUAAUUUUUUGACUGUGGCUGCCAAGGAGGCUGACAUGGCGAUGCGUAAGGAGGAGGGAGGUCCUUUUGGUGCAGUAAUUGUUCGUGACGGGGAAAUUGUUGCCCAAGCCCACAAUGAAGUUUUGAAACAGAAGGAUCCCACUGCACAUGCAGAAAUUGUUGCCAUCCAAAAGGCUUGUAAAAAGCUUGGAAAGAUUGAGCUGUCGGAUUGCGUAAUAUAUUCAUCUUGUGAGCCUUGUCCCAUGUCCUUCGCCGCCAUGUACUUGGCCAGGUUGCCGAGGUUGGUGUACGGCGCACAAGCUGAAGCUGCCCAUGACCUUGGAUUUGACAGUUCUCACAUUGCAGAUGCCAUUCGAGGAACCUCACAAUUCCAGAAAACAAACUGCACUGUGAAGAGAAUCGUGCACCCUGAGGUUUGCAAGGUGUUCUGGAAAAACAGAACCAAAGUCCGGAUCUAUUGAGCCCUUCCUUCCAGGUCUUAUUGUUUCAGGUAUAGACGUUUGUUUCUAGUAUCAGAUCGUAUUUGUGGAGAUUUCUCUCUUGUACGCAAUUGAUCAACUCCGUCGUCAGAUCCUAGACUUUCCAGAUCUCUUGCUGCAAAGAAGUGGAAAUUAUUGCAAUUAUGUAAGGGUUAAUAGAAUUUUUUCCCUUGCAAUGACAUUCUAGUUUGUUAGAAGCCUCUUGAACUCAUUCAUAAAUCUUAUUAAUUUUGCUAAUAUCUGUGUUCUCAACGUGAGAGUUGACCAAAUCGACCAGAAUCAAAAUGUUCUUCUACGUUAUUACUUUCUAAUUCCAAGGUUUGAGCAGAUAUUCGGUGAUA